UGAUUAUUUAAUUUUUUCCCUUCAAUUACGUACAUAAUUUCUACAUGAUAUACGUGAUUAGUUUUCAUUAUAAUUUUUCAGAAAAGAAUUUAAUUCUAGCACUUUAAAUACUAUUAUCAAAAUGUAUCCAAGAGAAGAAGCCGAAGUCGUCAAAAUGUUAGCAAAGUAUCGUAACUUGCCAGUAACAAAGAAAGAUGUUGUCGACGCACUGAAAAUGUACAGGAGUCUUAUUUAUAAAUUGGAAAAAUUUGUUUUCAAUGACGGCGUCGUUAAAGACUUGUUUAACUUGCAAGGAACAAUCCCAGUUAAUUAUAAAAAUAAUACUUAUCAUAUACCGAUAUGCAUAUGGCUUAUGGACACUCACCCAGAUAACGCUCCAAUUUGUUAUGUCAAGCCGACAUCGCAAAUGCAAAUAAAAGUAUCUAUGUUCGUUGAUCACAAUGGAAAAAUUUAUUUACCAUAUUUACACGACUGGUCUCCAUCUAAUUCCGACCUUCUAGGUCUUAUUGAGGUUAUGAUAGUGACUUUUGGAGAACAACCACCAGUUUAUUCAAAGCCUAAAGAAUAUUCAAGUGGGACAACAGGGAAUGCAUUUGGAAUGCCGCAACCUCCACCUACUUUUGGAAGUAUACCACCAUAUCCAAAUCAUUUUUCACAAUCUACUAGCAGCGGACAAAGGUAUCCUCCUAUGACGUAUAUGACAGGUGGCAAUACAAACAGCAACAUGCCUUAUCCUUCGCCAUUUUAUUUUCCACCUAUACCUCAAGCCGGUUACAAUUCUCCAUAUAACCCGCAAAAACCGAAUCAGACUGGGACAAUAACAGAAGAACAUAUUAAAGCUUCAUUAAUAAGUGCUGUCGAGGACAAACUGCGAAGACGUGUCCAAGAAAGAGUAAACCAAUGCCAAGCGGAAAUCGACACUCUAAAUAGAACUAAGCAAGAACUUAGAGAAGGACGAACUAAAAUUGAAAGCAUUAUCAAAAACCUCACAAAGGAAGAAAUUGAAAUUCAAAAAAACAUCAGUAUUUUAAAAGAAAAGGAAGAAGAACUAGUCAAAUCGCUUGAGUGUUUAGAUGUAGAAAAUAAAAUGGAUGUUGAUGAAGCUGUUGUAACCACAGCCCCCCUAUAUAAGCAACUUCUUAAUGCUUAUGCUGAAGAAGCCUCAAUCGAAGACGCAAUAUAUUAUUUAGGAGAAGGUUUUCGAACGGGUGUUAUUGAUUUAGAAGUGUUCUUGAAGCAUGUAAGGUCGCUAUCUAGGAAACAAUUUAUGUUGCGUGCCAUUAUGCAAAAAUGUCGUCAAAAAGCUGGUUUGGCUGGCUAACAAUGCUUCAUUAACCUGUUUUGUAUAUCCAACACAUAUACAAAGUUGAAUCAGAAUAAUUUAGCAACAUUUUCUGAAAAAAAAAAUUAAAUUAUUUUGUUAUUACAAUACAAUUGUUCAUUGUUCAAAAUGUGUGAGUUAUGUGAAAUUUUUAUAAAUAAAAAACAAAUUUCAUAUUCUCAA
Molecule: messenger RNA, 1504 nt
Organism: Condylostylus longicornis
Lineage: Eukaryota; Metazoa; Arthropoda; Insecta; Diptera; Dolichopodidae
Gene: TSG101
Product: tumor susceptibility gene 101 protein
Exons: 9
Coding region: 122-1321 (399 amino acids)
Biological process (GO): protein transport; protein modification process; endosome to lysosome transport
Cellular component (GO): ESCRT I complex
Molecular function (GO): ubiquitin binding
Source: RefSeq, a predicted model, not a curated record